ACUCAAUAAUGAUUUAGAAGUUUUUUAAAAAGGUCAAACUAUGGAUAAGUGAAAGAGUGAACUUUGAAAAUAUUCCAGAAAUACCUUUUGAGUAAUCUCACAAUUACAAUCUGACUAUAAACUUCAUUUCAUUGAAGAACCCUUUUGAGUAAUCUCAUCCUUUUUCUCUCAAUCUCUCGCAAUCCCUUACCCCUAAAAUCCAAACCCUAAUUCGAAUUUCGAUCCGAAUUCGAUUUUUCUCAUCCAAUCUUAUUAUGUCGCGAGAGGUUUUAGCGAGGGAAGCUAUAAACCACGCUUUUAAGGCGCUAAAGAAACGGCAUUUAAUUGAAGAAGGAGCUCAUGCUCCUGCUUAUAUUGCUCUUUCCAGGCCUAUCAUCUCCCAGGGUUCGGAAUGGAAAGAGAAAGCAGAAAACUUGGAAAUGGAACUUCAACAAUGUUACAAAGCACAGUCUAGAUUGUCCGAGCAACUAGUGGUUGAAGUAGCUGAAUCUCGAGCUUUAAAAGCUUCUCUACAAGAGAAAGAAAUGGCUAUUGCCGAAUUGGAGAAGGAAUUGAACCAAACCAGGGAUGAGUGCUCUCAGCUAAAGACAGAUUUAGAAGAAAAAAUUCGAGCUUUGGAAUUGUUGAUGGUCGAGCAUCAAGAACUGAAAGCUCAAUUAGAACAAAUGGCUAUUAAAGCUAAAAACGCAGAGGCUGAAAAUAAGAUGUUAGUUGAUCGUUGGAUGCUUCAAAAAAUGCAGGAUGCUGAACGGCUUAACGAGGCAAAUGCGCUUUACGAAGAUAUAAUUGAGCGGCUAAAGGCCAGUGGUUUAGAAAAACUUGCCCGAGAACAAGUGGAUGGUAUUGUCCGUAGAAGCGAAGACGGUGCUGAGUUCUUUGCGGAAUCAACCGUUCCUUCUGUUUGCUCACACAGGAUCAAUGCACAUGAAGGUGGUUGUGCUUCCAUACUGUUUGAGUACAAUUCCGGCAAAUUGAUCAGUGGGGGACAGGAUCGAUCGGUCAAAAUGUGGGACACCGGUACCGGAUCUUUAACCCAUAACUUUUCCGGUUGCCUUGGUUCUGUCCUUGAUCUUGCAAUUACUCAUGACAAUAGAUUCGUAAUAGCAGCAAGUAGUUCAAACAACUUGUUUGUAUGGGAUGUCAGCUCGGGACGGAUCCGACAUACUCUCACAGGUCACACAGAUAAAGUCUGUGCCGUAGAUGUAAGCAAAGUUUCGAGUCGUCAUGUCGUGAGUGCUGCUUAUGAUCGAACGAUAAAAGUGUGGGAUCUGCAGAAAGGUUACUGCACCAACACGAUAAUUUUCCACAGCAACUGCAAUGCACUUUGCUUCAGCACAGAUGGACUGACUAUAUGCUCAGGUCAUGUCGACGGGAAUCUCCGUUUAUGGGACAUUCGGACCGGAAAAUUACUUAGCGAAGUCGCGGCACAUUCACUUCCCAUCACAUCUAUCUCUCUGUCCCGAAACGGAAAUGUCGUAUUAACGAGUGGUAGGGAUAAUGUGCAUAAUUUAUUCGAUGUACGAUCUUUGGAAGCUUGUGGUACAUUCAGAGCAACCGGAAAUAGGGUAGCAUCAAAUUGGAGUCGCUCGUGUAUUAGUCCGGAUGACAAUUAUAUUGCUGCUGGGUCUGCUGAUGGAUCCAUAUGCAUUUGGUCGAUAUCGAAAGCCGACAUAGUAAGCACUUUGAAGGAACAUACUGCACCUGUUCUGUCUUGUACAUGGAGUGGACUUGGAAAACCAUUAGCCUCUGCAGAUAAGAAUGGGAUUGUCUGUACUUGGACAUGAUCCACUACUUAUCCAUACAAGGAAUGGAUAUUAAACUAUGUUACUAUAAAUUAUAAGUCGGGUUUGUCAAA
Messenger RNA from Gossypium arboreum, 1855 nucleotides. RefSeq names its product autophagy-related protein 16-like. Gene Ontology annotation, cellular component: autophagosome membrane. The record is from RefSeq and is a predicted model, not a curated record. Gene Ontology annotation, molecular function: protein binding. The coding region runs from base 255 to 1784 and encodes 509 amino acids. Lineage: Eukaryota; Viridiplantae; Streptophyta; Magnoliopsida; Malvales; Malvaceae. The transcript is spliced from 5 exons. Gene Ontology annotation, biological process: autophagosome assembly.